Salvelinus fontinalis (brook trout) is the source of this 3748-nucleotide messenger RNA. Its product is annotated as mitochondrial carrier homolog 1-like. NCBI's taxonomy places the organism in Eukaryota, Metazoa, Chordata, Actinopteri, Salmoniformes, Salmonidae. The coding region runs from base 1173 to 2132 and encodes 319 amino acids. The record is from RefSeq and is a predicted model, not a curated record. Gene Ontology annotation, cellular component: membrane; mitochondrion. Gene Ontology annotation, biological process: positive regulation of apoptotic process. The transcript is spliced from 12 exons.
AGCUAAACUUGCAAACUCAAUUUAUCUAACUAAAUCCACAUAAUUCGUUUGCGUUAUAAAUUAUUUAGCUAGCAAGCGCGAAAGCUAUCACUUUGAAGUGCCACCCCAUUGGGGCGUUUGAGUUUGCUUGACGCCGGUGUUGUGCCGAAAAUCCUCUCCCCCUUUUACGACUUGUUUGCUAGUUGAGAUUUCUGCUCUUCACUCCGUUGUCAGUUUAGCAUACAUUUCACUGAUCUUAGUAGCAGAAAGCAUUUUUGUCUGCAGUUUUCGGUUUGGCUAUUUGUUUCAAAUGUAUGUGGCGGUUCUAGCUUGUAUGUCGCCCAGCCCAUGUGUCCCGUACCUAAAUCCUAUUUGUAUUAGUCUAUAAAUACAUCUCUGCCAAAAUUCGUAAUCUGUCCCAUAUCUUAUUCAACUAUUAUUUUUGAAAGUGUAAGAAUAAUAAUUCAGCCAUAGGUGUUCUGAAAUGUUUAUUGCUUGCCAACAUUUUACUCCCUCUUCUAUGUUUAAUAUAACACACAUACAUUACUUAUUAAUUUCGGUUGCCUAUCCUGACGUGAAGUUUGGUCUAUAGAAAGUAUUUGACUCUAAUGUGUGCCACAGAAAGUAUUGGACUCUAGCCACAAAAUUAAGAAAAUUAGCAUAACACCGGCUAGCUGGGUGUCAUAGGGCAUCAUCUCUCCUUAGCAUUGCGGUUUAUUUGAGGUUAGGCAAUCUCACAUAAGUAAGUGUGUCUGGGAAAGACAGAAAGCAAUAUUUUCAUAUAUUCCUGUCACAAUUAGAUGUAUUUGUUAGUUUGUUUAUUGGUAUACACAAUUCAGCUUUUAGCUGCCAUGUAUACACAAAAUAAAAUGAAAAAACGAAAAAGCUAUGCUAAAAAACCCUGCCUGCCGACCUGCCCUCUUUUCAUAGCUGUACUUGUCAAGAUGGCCCCCCCUUCUUCUAACUGCAAGUGCAUGCCAAGGUCCUAACACUACAACUAGCUAUAUGAACAAACAUAUAAACGCAACAUGCAACAAUUUCAAAUAUUUUACUUAGUUACAGUUAAUAUAAGGAAAUCAGUCAAUUGAAAUCAAUUCAUUAAGCCCAAAUGAUUGGAUUUCACAUACCGUAAAAAAAAAUUGUGGCGUGGAUCAGAAAUCUAGUCAUUAUCUGGUGUGACCACCAUUUGCCUCAUGCAGCGUGACCCAUCUCAUUCGCAUAGAAUUGAUCAGGCUGUUGCUUGUGAAAUGUUGUCCCACUCCUCUUCAAUGGCUGUGCGAAGUUGCUGGAUAGUGGUGGAAACUGGAACACGCUGUCAUAAACAUAGAUCCACAGCAUCCCAAACAUGUCUGAUUGGACAUGAGCCCCUCAUCCCAACUGUCGGAACCACCAUGUUUGGGAGGAAAGUGUUGUACCUCCCUGGAUUCUUCUCCUAUGCACAGCACAUCAUAAGGGUGGAUGGAAAGAGGGGACUCUUCCGAGGUCUGUCCCCUCGUAUUAUGUCCAGUGCCAUCUCUACAAUGGUCCGAAGUAAAGUCAAACAGGCCAUUCCAGCAGAGCAGGUAGAGAAUGUAUCAAACAGAGAUGACUUGAAGACCUCCCUCAGGAAUGUGGUCAAAGAGACCUCACAUGAGAUGGUCAUCCAGUGCCUGUCCAGGAUAGCCACUCAUCCCUUCCAUGUGAUCUCAGUGCGCUGCAUGGCCCAGUUUGUUGGGAGAGAGAUCAAGUACAGGGGGUUGUUCAGCUGCAUAGCCAACAUCUUCAAGGAGGAGGGCGUUGGGGGAUUCUUUGCGGGGGUUGUGCCCCAUGUCCUGGGUGAGGUCAUCUUCCUGUGGUGUUGUAACCUCCUGGCCCACUUCAUCAACACCUACGCAGUGGACAACAAUUUCAGCCAAGCCCCAGCAGUGAGAAGCUACACUAAGUUUGUGAUGGGGAUUGCAGUGAGUGUGUUGACAUACCCAUUUAUGCUGGUGGCAGACCUGAUGGCAGUCAACAACUGUGGCUUAGUGGCUGGUGUUCCCCCUAACUCUCCCAUCUUCAAGUCCUGGGUGCGCUGUUGGGCUCACCUGAGCCAUGAGGGCCAUCUCUUCCGAGGAUCCAGCUUCUUCUUCCGCCGCGUACCUGUGAAAGCAAUGGCCUUGACUGAGGAGUGAUGUCAUCAACCACCGCACAACCUGUGCCACUGUUCUCCCUCCUAACUGGUACCUCAGUGAGACCAACGUGCAGCCCACCAAGUCAAACCUUCCCCUCACCUUAAACACCCUGGUGGGUACAGCAGGAGCAGCAAGAUAUCAAUGGGCUUGGGGAUCUACUGAUCUUUUUUUGCUGAAUCAAAGUUACUUACAAAAGACGUUAUUUUGUUUUUAAUCUUAAGUAUUAGUGUAGCUACUCAAAAGAGAGAUGUUGGAGAAUUAAUGUGAGCAAAUCAAAAUGGUAUCCAAUAGAUGUCCUCUUGGUUGAAUGCUGAGAGUAUAAUCUCCUUUUACUAUCCCAGCCUAAAGUUGCAAAUGUAUUAUUUCUUUAUUCAAAUCUAUCACUUCAUUUUGCAAUUUAUUUAUUUUUUAUAUACAGUUUAAUUAAGUUCUAUAUAGGCUUUGGAAUUGGAUAGUUGAUAACGUCAUCUAUUGAAAUAUGCCAAAUGUUUAUUUUUCAAAUGAUCUUCCCAGUAGCAUGAUAAGUGUGGUUGCAUACAAAGGGGAUCCUUUGCCUCGCCAAUUCAAAGGGGAUCCUUUGCCUCGCCAAUUCAAAGGGGAUCCUUUGCCUCGCCAAUUCAAAGGGGAUCCUUUGUCUCGCCAAUUCUUACAAAUUGCAGCUCCAGUGUUCGGCUGCCAUGAGAGGAGUAAGAAACGGGAGGAAUUCAGAGGGCAACCAGUGGUUUUCAGUGAUGUCUAAAAACUUAGCCUGCCACCCAAAAAAGGUUUUCUCUGUGGCCAUUUUGACAACUGUCCUUGAUGUAUAAUAUAUCAAAUAAGUGAUAUAUCUAACUAGUGCAAAAUAGUGGGUAUGUUUGUGUUACCAAUGACAAAGAAAUGCUAAAUUAUGUGAUGACAAUGGCUGAGCAUUUUAUGCAUAUUAUGAUCCAUUUUGCAUUCAGGCUAAGGGUGUGUGCCUGAUCUUUGAAACAACCAUUUCUGUUUGAGUUCCUUUUGGACUGCAGUUGAAGAUCCCAAUUAACCUGAUCGUUUACAGUUAACCACUUGUAGUAGCAUAUAAAUAAAAGGAAUCACCUUACCUCCUCGUUAACAUUAUCAUAUUGUGUCUCCCCCUGCCCCCGUGAUCAGUGUUAACCACAAAAUGAUCUUGACCGGGUUUGGUAUGGGCUGUUUUUGUGUCCUUAUUCCAGAUUUUUUUUGCAAUGGAUUGCUCUAAUCAUGUCUACUUGAAAUAAUGUGUGGGGAAAGCUUGCAGAAGAGACAUGCGUUGCCAAGUGUGUGAGUGGGUUUAUUAUGUGUGCAUCUUUAUACCAUGUAAUUGAGAAUAUGGUGUCCAAUGCUGUAAUCUUUCUGUAUGUUUUUUUCUCUCAAAAUGUCAUGAGUAUUCACUCUCGUGUAUGUGUGUUCCAGUCAAACAUUCCCUGUAAACUGUGAUCCCCGAAAGAGGGAGAAGCAAUGGCGAGGCAGUUGCUUUGCAACCUUGCAUUUCCGAUGUCUUAUUUUCCUGAAAUAAUAUGAAACCUGGCAUUCUUGUCUAUUCCACAGUAUAUGUGUUUGUUUUUAACCUAUCCUUUGAUCUGGUUUUAUAUUUAAAAAAUGAAAUGACAUGGAUGAUG